CCGGGCGCCCUUUCCUCGCUGGCCGCACAAGGUGCUGUGUCCUUCACACGAAGCUAAGGCCGUUCCACCCCGGCGACUGGCACCGCGCCCCCCAACCACCACACCAUGGCCUCCGUCUCCGAGCUCGCCUGCAUCUACUCCGCCCUCAUCCUGCACGACGACGAAGUCACCGUGACGGAGGACAAAAUUAACGCCCUCAUCAAGGCGGCCGGAGUCACCGUGGAGCCCUUCUGGCCGGGGCUGUUCGCUAAGGCUUUAGCCAACAUCGACAUCGGCAGCCUCAUCUGCAACGUGGGAGCCGGCGGCGGGGCUCCGGCUGCGGCUGCUCCUGCGGGAGGGGCUGCGCCGGCGGGCGGCGGGGCUGCCCCGGCUGAAGAGAAGAAAGAAGAGGAAAAGAAAGAGGAAUCAGAGGAAUCUGAUGAUGACAUGGGCUUUGGUCUUUUUGACUAAUUAGUUUUGUACCUGCCUGUAAUAAAGAAGCAUUGAACUGUU
This is a messenger RNA of Anas platyrhynchos (mallard), 492 nucleotides long. It is a transcript of the gene RPLP1, whose product is annotated as ribosomal protein lateral stalk subunit P1. Gene Ontology annotation, cellular component: cytosolic large ribosomal subunit; ribosome. Gene Ontology annotation, molecular function: protein kinase activator activity; structural constituent of ribosome; ribonucleoprotein complex binding. The record is from RefSeq and is a predicted model, not a curated record. Lineage: Eukaryota; Metazoa; Chordata; Aves; Anseriformes; Anatidae. Gene Ontology annotation, biological process: translational elongation; cytoplasmic translation.